AUGGCAUCGACACUACACAGAAACAACCAACCCCACACCCUCGCUUACAAGAGGAGGGACUUAUUUUCACCAAGACAACAACUAAAAACAAACAAAGAAAACCUAAGUAACCAGAAACCAAAGACCACCAGAGAGACCCAAGAACAAAGGCCCAGCCCAAACACCACCUCCCACAGCCAAAAUCAAGCGCAGCAGGCAACCAUUCCCGCCGCCAGUGAGCCCCGUCGCCACCACACCGCCGCCCCGCAACAAUACGCUGUUGCGCCGAAUCCCUUUGCUGCUUCACUGCCUUGUCACGCCGUAGCCAGCCCCUACACCAGGCAAACGGCCACAAAACGAUCCCAGACCAAAGCGGAGGCAGAUCCCAUUCGAGAUCAGCCUCGAUCUGAUCUGAAUCGCCACAGCAACAACCCACGAAGGAUCGAUGACGCCAGAAACCACCACUGGAAAGCCGAAGUCCGAUUUGAGAUUCCUAGCCAUCUGCCAGUAACAGUUGCUUGCCAUAAUACAGAGAGAUGUUGGAGUUCAAGCACUGAAAAUAGAACAUCUGCACCUUACCCAGAAUUUCCAAACUUAGUUGUAGUGUAUCCCCUGUUCCCUGAGGCCAUAGCUUUUGGUGAAGAUCUGAAAAGACAUGGCAUUGGUUGCCAUCAUCCAAAACUGUUUGUUUUACAGAGAGACGAUAAUAUUCGUGUUAUCAUUACCUCCGCAAAUUUAGUGCCAACACAGUGGAAUGCAGUAACCAAUACCAUCUGGUGGCAAGAUUUCCCUCGCAGAAGUGCUCCUGAUUAUUCAUCACUUUUUACUCAAUUUUCCAGCAGGGAAGUAAAUCAAGACUCAAAAUCAGAUUUUGCUUCUUAUUUGGCUGGAUUUAUAGCAACUCUACUGACUGACGUACCAAGUCAGGCCCAGUGGAUUGUUGAGUUGGCAAAGUAUGAUUUUGGAGGGGCAAUGGGACAUUUGGUUGCUUCUGUACCUGGAAUCCAUUCAUAUAAAACUCCCUAUAUAAUGGAAUCCAGACACUAUGCCUGUGCUGAACGUGGUCCAUCAGGGUCAUCUGGUAUGAAAUUCCUCGGAUCAGUUGAAGCAUCUGUGGUUGGUCUAAGCUACCUCUUUCACAAUGCAACAGAUGCAAAUGGUGCAAAGCUGAAGAAACUGGCUUCAUUUCUCAGGAAAUCUUGUGAAAAUGCGAAAGAUUUAUCAAUUAUCUUAACAAGAAACACAAACAUACCAGCAGAUGCAAAUGCAGUGAGCAUUAAUGUGUCAAAUGCUAUUGAGUUCUCUGAGGGAGAUCGUGUUCAACUUGGGUUUUUGCCUAGAAACAUUGCAAGAUGGGUCUCUCCACUCUGGGAUAUUGGAAUGUUUAGAUUCUCUGGUUAUGUCUGUCCUAAGGAAGCCCUUGGAGCAGCUUUAGGAGGAAACAACAAGAAAGUACGGCUGAUACUACAUGUGUUAGAGGGACCAAAAUUUCAAGAUAUAUCAAAGAUGAUGCAACCUCAACAUAUUAUUGCAUUAUGCUCUUUGGUUGCGGCAAUUGAAAGGUGUACAGGCCUCUGGCGCCUGCAGGAGGUUUUAGGUCAAUAUAAAUGGCCUGAAUCGCUUGACUCUGAGUUUGUUUAUGGUGCAUCUUCAAUUGGGUCAAUCAAUGCAAAAUUUUUAGCCGAAUUUUCAGCAGCUGCAGGAAAGAAAUCAUUUCAGUUUGAUUCUGAGGAGUCUGAUCCUGAGUGGGGAUGUUGGAAUGCUCGUCAUGAAUCAAAAGAUCCAUCCAUUAGAAUCAUUUUUCCAACCAUUGAAAGAGUGAAGAAUGCACGUUGUGGAAUCUUUCCUUCAAAGCGUGUUCUUUGCUUCUCUGAGAAAACAUGGCAAAGGCUGAGGACGAAGUAUCAUGAUGCAAUUCCUCAUCCCUGUGAUAGAGUAGGACAUCCAAUGCAUACCAAGGUGGCAAGAAGACGGUUCCAGUCUAGGACAGAUGCAUCUUCAUGUGGUUGGGUUUAUUGCGGGUCACAUAACUUCAGUGCAGCUGCCUGGGGACGUUCAAUUUCUAGUCCAUCUGGUUUAAAAACGAAUGGAAGAGGGAAUGACAAUUCUUCUCUGGAUCAGAUGCUUCAUAUUUGCAAUUAUGAACUCGGGAUCAUUUUCACCUUUCCCCAAACAGAGACAGACAAUAGUGCUUAUCAAAAGAGCACAAACUUGGAUGAUAUUGUUUUGCCAUUUGUGGUGCCUGCUCCAAAAUACAAGCGAGGAGACAGGCCAGCAACAAGGCUGGCUAUGUGGCAGGCACUAUCUGAACUUUCUGAAAAAGAGAGAGAAAAACAUAGACAGGAAGAGAUGGAGGCGGAAGCUAUGGAAGAGAUUCUAGAUGAAGAUGAAGUUGUUGAGGCAACGGAUUAUGUUGAUGAAGAGAAAGAAGAUGAGAAGGCUUACGCUGAGAUUUUUUGGAGCCAAUCAUCUCAGAGCUGUUGAAGUCCUGUCUGAAGUGAAAUGCUUGAUACUAUAAGAAGUGCAUCUCUCAGGAAGAUGUGUGCUAUGCAAGAAGUAGGUAGUGUUUCAGAACUCAUCAGAUCAUUAGCGUGGGACACUGCACUAGGAAUCUUCCCAGGAUUGGCUUGAGGUGAGAGAAUGGCCCAUUUUAGGUGGACAAUCGUCUAUGAGAUUUGCUUCUGUGAGUGAAUGGAAUCUCUUCAAAGAAUAAGGCAAGUGCUUAAUGUCUACCUCUACUUUGAAGUUGUCGGAUCAUUAUAGGCUAAAAUGAAAGAAUGUUCGGGCAGAGUGGUACUGUCAUUGCUCCUUUAGUCGUUUCACCUUUGAUUAAGAGCUGCUAGCCUGCCACGUAAGCAGGUCCUGGAAAGUCAGCCGAAAAUGGUCCUGCUUCUUGAAUUACUGAGAUCAAGAACUGAGUCGGCGAUGUGAGUGAUGGGUUAGACUUUCAACUCUCGCGUCUGUUUCUGAUCUUCUUCUUUUUAUUUAUUUUUAUAAGGGAUUAUUACUCUCUGUCCUAUCUGAUCCAAGAUAGGCUUGAUGUAUUUCUCUUUUUGAGCUCUUUUGGGAAUUGGAGGAGGACGAACACGGUAUUAAAACAAAUUGAUUGAGGCAAUGGAAGAGAGGCCUCUCCAUUUCCAUUGCUUCAGUCUCCCCAAGCUAAAACUCCCCCUCUGAGAGCCUUUGAAUCGUUUUGUUCGAUGAGUUGGUUCAGGAUAAAGCCGUCAAGAUAUUGAUCAAUCCAAUGGCUCUCAUGCAUGUUAUUGGAACUUCCUCUCAGGUAUGACAAAUCAGCAACUUAUUGAUCAUGGACACCAAAUGAUGGAUGAGACUGAUCAAGCGAUUGAUAGAACACAAAGGUUCUUCAUCAGACUAUCAACUGAGGACUAUGACUUUGAAUGCUUUUGGGGUUUUCUGCAGUAUAUGCAGGUUUUAAGUUCUGAUUUUUAGUGAAGAUACUACUAAGCUUCCUCUGCCAUAUCUUAAAGUCGGAUAUCUUACUGUACGACCAGUACGGAAACCAAUUGCAUGUCAUAGUGAUUGGCUAUGAUCACAAUUUAUUUUGAACAAUGAAGGGCUUCAACAGCAGGUCACCAAAGGUGACGAAAAGCAAGCAGAAGAUCAGGAGAUACAGUUAUGAAAGUUAAUAUUCCAGAUAUAUGUUUUGUUGCAGUUUGGCACCAGAUAUGAGAUCAAUGAAAUUUUUGGGAUACCAAAGUUCUUAGUUUAUGGACCCAAAGCAGGGACAAAGAAGAAUGAAAAUCCUGAAAGGCUUGCAUUGAGGUUAUUUGGAAGCCUAAAAAAUCCCAGAGUGGUGAGUUUCUGCAACUAUAUUUGUUCUUUGUGGUAAUUUGCAUACAGUAGCUAAGUUUGCUAACUAAUUUUGGUGAGUUAUGUUAUUGCUAUCAAAGUUUUGCUAGAUUUUUUGUGCAUGAUAUAGGAAAAACAUAAAGAAAAUAUGAGUUGAUAUUGAAAAGGACCUUGAAAGCAUCUGUAUGCUGACUCUCAAUCCAAACACUACGACCUCAGUUAUUAUCCAGGUGCGGUGGUCUUAUAUAAUGCAAAAAUAAUUUAUUCCUUUGAAUCUUGAACAUUGUGAUUUCCACUUGAAGUGACUGUAACUGAGUACUUAUAGUGAAAAGUCCUUUUCCUUAACACACAUGUUUUGUUUAUCUAAAUUAGUCCAUUCUUUUGAAAAUCAUUUUUAAAGAUUGUUACUUUGAUGGGGCUACUGAUAGUAAAUAUGUUGUGAAUAUGGACAUUGGACUAUGUUACUUAGAAGGUAAGAGUUGCCAAGAAGUGGAACUCUGUUUUGGUUUUAAGCCUUGGCAUGGAAAUGCUUCUGCCAAUUCAAAGUUAUGUAUUAAAGACAAAUAAGCAAGAUACUACUGUACUUUCUCCAACCCAUAAGAUUAUUGAUUCUGCAUUAGAAUAUUAUGCGUUUUGAAAAAGGAAAUGAUGAAGGAAAGCCCAUAUUACACUGAUGGGGUUCACUCCUCUCUUAGAGCGUGGUGAUUCUUCAUAUAUUUUUGAACCUGAUCAGUCUGAUCUUUCCCAAGAUGAGGAAGAAAACUUGAGCAAAACCCUAUUGCCACCAUACAUCUUUCCAAAGCUUGAAGAUGUUGUUUAUACAGACCCUCCUGCAAAUUCAUAUAAUUUCGGGUUCCCAGUGGAAGAUCAUGCCUUUUGGUCCUGGUCUGACUAGGAUUUCUUUGGUAUAUACAAUUCCUGCGUUAUAGUGUUCUUAUUUGAUAGUAUGGCAUAUAAGUGAGAAUAAGUAAUGAAUCCAAGCAGCAUCAAUGGCACCCCGAUCCAGAUGUGGUGGUGGGUUUAGGUUUCAGUUGAAAGAGAAAAAUGGCCGUGCUUGCCCCAUUUGUAAUCUUAUCAAGGAAUUGCGGUUCUGUAGUGUUUCAUCGCUUCAUGUACCAUUUUUGUAUGAAAUGUAAUUAAAUAAAAGUUCUCAUGUAAGUUAAGCUUGAUGGAAAUGCCAUUUCAUUUCAGCUCCA
Molecule: messenger RNA, 4985 nt
Organism: Rosa rugosa (rugosa rose)
Lineage: Eukaryota; Viridiplantae; Streptophyta; Magnoliopsida; Rosales; Rosaceae
Exons: 20
Coding region: 1-2463 (820 amino acids)
Biological process (GO): DNA repair
Cellular component (GO): nucleus
Molecular function (GO): zinc ion binding; phosphoric diester hydrolase activity; nucleic acid binding
Source: RefSeq, a predicted model, not a curated record